AUGUUUUCUACGGGGGCAUCGACCCUCCCAACAGACACCAUUGGGUUACUGGUGGGCGAUCCUACUGUUACCCCGACCCCGACCCCGGCGCCGUUAACAGAUGAAACUGCCGCCACCUCGCCGUCCACUCCUCAGAAUAAUAACUCAUCAGUGAAUGAAACGGAUCAGUUUUCUCCAACUUUUACGACUCCAGGAGAAGCAACAAGUGUGUUGCCGACAACGAAAGAGGAAGUGAACGACACGAGGGCGCCUGGCGAGCUGCCAGGAGGUGGUGGUGGUGGUGAUGAUGUCGUGACGACUGUUGCCAUGACAACAGCCGGCACCUCGCUAGGACCAGGUUAUGUGAUCCUGGUGUUGAUCAUCCUGGUGAUCAUCGUUCUGUGUGUCAUCCUCUACUUCCUCCGGAGAGUCUCCAGGACGUACUCAUUCGACCUCCAUCGCCAAGUUCCCGCAAACCAUCUAAACGAACCCAUCGGCACCUUUGAACCGGUCUACCUGGACGACCUAGAACGACCAGCUUCUAAAGACCAAGUGACCACCGACGACCUUUCACCUCCUCCCAUAUCCAACGGCACAACGACACAGGAACCGGAGGAGCAGGGCUCCCAUGGAGACGGUGCUCCACAGGACCAGCAGGACGCCAACGGUCUGGAGACCUCGCCACCCGGUAACGCCAGCCCCUCGCUGGGCGCCGCCCCCGCCGACAAGACGUCCAGCCCUCUGAGCAGCACCAGCCUGUUCUUCGAUGCUAUCGGGGAAGAGCAGCAGAACGAAAACAACAACAACCCUUCGGUUUGCUCCAGUGACCCGUUCGUAGAAAUUAACCUCGAUGAGCCGGCGUGGUGCGCUCAGCUCCUCACUUCUCCUGAAGCUCCUUCUUCUGUCCUCCCCUUCUCUCCUUUCUCCUUCUCCUCAUCCUCCUCUUCUUCUCCUUAGCCCCAGAUCUGUUGUGGAAAAACACAUUUUUUUUAUAUUUUUGUCUUUUCUUUACAUCCUGCUCAACCAUAGGCAGUGAAAAGUGUCUAAAUUUCAACCAACAAGCUGUAAACAUGAAGAGCUAGCUUCAAAAUGUUGUUGUGUUGUGUUUAGAUAAUUAUUUAGCAAACUGAACAGUCUGAUGAAGUGUGUUUUUUUUAUUCAAAUUUUAGCUAGCUAAGCUAACUAGCUAGCAGGUGAUUCAGCGAUUUUUUUGAUGUUCUCUGGCCUUUUGGAUCAUAUUAGUUUUGAAAAAGUUACCUCAAAUAAUGCAUUUCUGAUCACUUCAUCUGUACAUGGAUAACAGAAACAUUUUUUUUCAUCCUGCUCAAUUCAAGCCAUGAAUGUUUACCUGUGAAAAGUGUCUAAAUUUCAACAGACAAGCUGUAAAUAUAAAGAGCAAGCUUUAGAAUGUUGUUGUGGUGUGUUAAGAUGCAUUUAUCAGUCUGCUAAAGUUGUUUUUAUUAUCCAAAUUAAUGUUAUUUCCUCACAGUACCUUUCUUGUCCUCAGCUCAUUCAAACUACAGUUAGUCCAGAUAACCAUUAGCUAACUAGUUAGCGGGCGACUUCGCAAUUUUUGGAUGAUUCUCGGACACUGACACCUUUUUGAUCAUACUAUUUUUGAAAAGUUACCUAAAGUAUAUGUAUUUCUGAUUACAUCAUUUGAAAAUAACUUGUUAAACCUGUGAAAACUGUAUUUAACAUGGAUAACAAAAACCUUUUUGUAUUUUCAUCCUUUCUUUUCAUCCUGCUCAACUACAGUCAGGAAUAUUUGCCUGUUAAAAGUGUCUAAAUUUCAACCAACAAGCUGUAAACAUGAAGAGCUAGCUUUAAAAUGUUGUUGUGGUGUGUUAAGAUGCAUUUAGCAAACUGAACAGUCUGAUAAAGUUGUUUUUUAUCCAAAUGAAUGUUAUUUUGCCACAGUGUCUUUCUUGUCUUCAGCUCAGUCAAAUGACCGUUAGCCCAGGUUACCGUUAGCUAGCUAAGAUAACUAGCUAGUUGCGACGAAGCAUUUUUGGACACUGAUGCCUUUUCGGUCAUAUUAUUUUGGAGAAAUUGCCUCAGAUUUUUUAUUUCUGAUAACUUCACCUGUGAACAACUAGUUAAACCUAUAAAAAAUAUUUGCCUGUUAAAAGUGUCUAAAUUUCAACCAACAAGCUGUAAACAUGAAGAGCUAGCUUUAAAAUGUUGUUGUGGUGUGUUAAGAUGCAUUUAGCAAACUGAACAGUCUGAUAAAGUCGUUUUUUAUCCAAAUGAAUGUUAUUUUGCCACAGUGUCUUUCUUGUCUUCAGCUCAGUCAAAUAACCGUUAGCCAAGGUUACC
Centropristis striata (black sea bass) is the source of this 2298-nucleotide messenger RNA. RefSeq lists its product as uncharacterized. The transcript has 8 exons. The record is from RefSeq and is a predicted model, not a curated record. Bases 1 to 936 code for a protein of 311 amino acids. NCBI's taxonomy places the organism in Eukaryota, Metazoa, Chordata, Actinopteri, Perciformes, Serranidae.